AUGCGGCCCUUUGCAAAUGACAGAGAAACAGUGAUGACCCCCAUGCUGGGGGACAUAAAGCAGGUAGCAGAGAGGAGAGCUCCGCUGUCUGCUGCACUUCCAGAGGAGGAGGCCCCGCUGCAGGAGGAGCCGGGAGGCGGAGAAGAGGCCCCGCGAGUUGUGGAUUUGGAGCAGCUGGUGCCCGUGGGGGGCGUGUUCCACAUCUCUGUCCUGCGGCUGCCGCCCCAGGCCCAGGACGUCGGGGACUGGGUCAUGGUGGAGCUGCUGGAUGUUGGACUGGAGGAGUAUCCAUAUUCCCCAGGAAAGGCUGAAGAUGGCACACAGGAAGCAGUACAGAUCACCCUGAGGCUCCCUGAUAAUGUGAUUUAUUUUAAAGUGCCUGUGCUAGCCCGAUGGGAUCCUGCCGGCCAAUGGUGGAGAACUGAUGGCAUCAGCAAGAUAACCUAUGAAGCAGAAAAAAAGAGCAUCACCUUCAGCAUGGGUGGCUUUUCUACAGUAGCCCUUCUCCAGGAUGCUCACCUGAACCUGCCCUAUCAGGCCUGGGAAUUGCACCCUACUGGUGUGGAUGAAGGCCUCUUCACAAUUACUGCAGUCUUUGCAACCAUUCAGAUACAAAUUAAGGAUAAUCAGUGUAUGUUGUCUUCAGUAGUGGUGGAAGAGGAGGAGGUGCUUUCCCACAUCACAGGGAAAUGGAUGAGUCCUCUUGCCCUCAGAGCAGCUUUGAAAAGAGCUGGAGUGAACAUUUUCCCAGCAGAGCACUCUCCCAAGUAUGUCCCUGUGCCCAGGAAGGGUCCCCUGGCAGAAGUGAGGGCCUAUGAACAGAUGGCUCUGCUGGCAGCUGCUUUUGCUUUUGCUCACAGCAAGUGGAACGGAGAAGUGGGGCCAGAGCAAGUCAUGUUCAAGGUGAGUGAACAUCUGACAGCAGGUUCUGCCAAAGGCAACCACUGGUCUCUUUUGAUGUUCGAUGGUGAGAAAGUGCAACACCUCAAACUCACUGAAACCAGUGAAGCUUUUUCAGAAGAGGUGCGAGAAGAGUCUGAAUUUCACUCCACACUCUACCAUAUGGUCAAGGAUGCCAGCAAUGAAGCCAUGGAAAAAGUGGAAAGAGCUGGCUGCAUGUUCAUUGAUUCUGUGUAUCAGCUGCUCCUUGCUACCAGUCUUAGCAUACUCUUAGAUACUACUGCAUGCUUUCUUUCAAAACUUUAUUAUCAAAAGCUUUCAAUAAAGUUACACUUCAAGUCUUAAAUACUUUUCUAUUCAAAACAUUGAAACAGGUUCUGAAAUGCAAACAUUUUAUCUUUGUUCAAGCAAAAUAAAUUCUUUAUUCACUUGUGGCUAGACCACCUAGACAUGUUUAUUGUUAGCUAUGUUCAAAAAAUUGCUGUUCUUUUGUAAACCUCAGAGCUGAGAUCCUUCUAGCUGCUUUUAAAGAGGACUUUUGUCAGAAUAGGAAAUAUUUUUUUUCAGUUCAAGUCAUGCUUUAAAGAAAAAAAAACUUCAUCUGUCCCCAAAAAUACCCACAGCCCACCAGAACAAACCCAGACAAGUAACCUUAAAU
Melospiza georgiana is the source of this 1558-nucleotide messenger RNA. Its product is annotated as dynein axonemal intermediate chain 7-like. The record is from RefSeq and is a predicted model, not a curated record. Gene Ontology annotation, cellular component: axoneme. Gene Ontology annotation, molecular function: microtubule binding; beta-tubulin binding. NCBI's taxonomy places the organism in Eukaryota, Metazoa, Chordata, Aves, Passeriformes, Passerellidae.